AUGUUUCAACCAUGUUGCUCGAAAAGCACAAUGUCCCGAUCCGGUGUUGCCGUUAACGACUCUGCCCUCCAGGCUUUCAACGAGCUCAAGCUCGGCAAGAAGGUCACCUUCAUCAUUUACAAGAUCAACGAUGCCAAGACCGAGAUUGUUGUCGAGGAGGAGGGAACCACCGACUCUUACGACACCUUCCUCGGCAAGCUGCCCGAGAACGACUGCCGAUACGCCGUCUACGACUUUGAGUACGAGAUCUCCAGCGGUGAGGGUAAGCGAUCCAAGCUUGUCUUCUUCACCUGGUCUCCCGAUACCGCUCCUGUCCGAAGCAAGAUGAUCUACGCCUCUUCCAAGGACUCUCUCCGACGGGCUCUUACCGGUAUCUCCACCGAGAUCCAGGGUACUGACUUCUCCGAGGUUGCUUACGAAUCUGUUCUCGAGCGAGUUUCUCGAGGAGCCGGUUCUCACUAA
Messenger RNA from Yarrowia lipolytica CLIB122, 462 nucleotides. NCBI's taxonomy places the organism in Eukaryota, Fungi, Ascomycota, Dipodascomycetes, Dipodascales. The record is from RefSeq and is a predicted model, not a curated record.